CAAAAUUAUAACACAAUCUGUUCGCUUCUCACCAAACUGUUUCCUUUCACUUUUUUUGUUUGUUUGAGUGGAACCAAAGUAGUCUUUCUAUCAAUCAUAAGUCCCUGAACUAACCUACCCCUUUUUUCUGCUUCUUGUGUCCUGUGUUGUGUGUGCAAAACAGCUAUUACUACUUGAAGUGCUUUCAGGUUUCAGCAUAUUCAGAAUAUUUGUCCUUGAUAGUGGAACUUUUGAAAAGAAAAAUGGAUGGUGGUAACUUACCACCUUGGAAAACAACUGGUUCAUGGUGGCAUCAUGGGCUAGAAUUAGAGGAUGUAAAUGAAAAUGAAGAGUUCAACAAAGUGGUUCUCCUAUCAACGUUACCUGCUAUACCUCAGCCACCAACACCACUUGAACCCAUGGAGUUCUUGUCAAGGUCAUGGAGCCUCUCUGCUUCUGAGAUUUCAAAGGCUCUUUUAGAUAAACACAAGCGAAGUUUCUAUGACAAGAAUCAACACGUGUUUCUUGAUUCUGCUGCUAAUUUCGCACCUCAACUUGUAGUAGCAGGAAAGUUGACAACCCCUUCAUCAAAUAGCAGAAAAAUGGGAAGCAUUGGAAAAUGGUUUCAUCAGAAGCAGAAGGGUGGAAGUGGUAACAACAUGAAUGUAAGGAAGAAAGACAAGGCGCGGCUGGAAUCGUGUCGAGUCCAUUCUGCUGUGUCUAUUGCAGGGCUGGCUUCAGCCUUGGCUGCUGUGGCUGCAGCGCAACAGAACUCUAACAAUGGCUCGUCUAAUUCGAAGCUGAGCCUAGCCCUGGCUUCAGCCAUGGAGCUGGUUGCGUCGCAUUGCGUUGAAAUGGCUGAAGCGGCUGGAGCUGAUCAUGGCCGUCUGGCUUCUGCUGUGAAGUCUGCUGUUGAUAUUCAAACCCAUGGAGAUCUCAUCACACUAACCGCCGCUGCUGCAACAGCUUUGAGAGGAGAAGCAGCACUAAGGGCAAGAUUACCAAAAGAAACAACGAGGAAUGCAUCAAUAAGUCCCUAUGAUAAGGGAGUGCCACAAUCUCAUUCUCAUUGGUUUGCACCUUUUGACGACCAAAUGUUGGAACAUCAUCCACCGUGUGUGGGAGAAUUGUUGCAACUCACACGAAAAGGCGCACUAAGAUGGAAGCAUGUCACUGUUUACAUUAACAAGAAAUCUCAGGUCAAAAUUAAGAUCAAAAGCAAGCACGUGGGAGGAGCCUUCUCCAAAAAGAAUAAAUGUGUGGUAUAUGGAGUGUGUGACAAACAGGGUGCAUGGCCGUAUAGAAAAGAAAGGGAAGCAUUGGAAGAGUGUUAUAUUGGCCUCAAAACAGCACAAGGCCUUUUAGAGUUCAAGUGCAAGAGUAAAUUCCACAAGAUGAAAUGGGUUGAUGGGAUUGAGGCUCUACUUCGUAGAUCCAACUCUAUUGAAGCAAUCGAUACUUCUCUGGAAAUUUUAUGUAUCAAUGACAGCAUAUGAAUCAAUGAAUUUGAAUAUAUUUAUAUAAUUAU
Messenger RNA from Arachis duranensis, 1507 nucleotides. RefSeq names its product VAN3-binding protein-like. The coding region runs from base 243 to 1475 and encodes 410 amino acids. The record is from RefSeq and is a predicted model, not a curated record. The transcript is spliced from 6 exons. NCBI's taxonomy places the organism in Eukaryota, Viridiplantae, Streptophyta, Magnoliopsida, Fabales, Fabaceae. Gene Ontology annotation, biological process: phloem or xylem histogenesis; leaf vascular tissue pattern formation; auxin-activated signaling pathway.